Molecule: messenger RNA, 3829 nt
Organism: Pecten maximus
Lineage: Eukaryota; Metazoa; Mollusca; Bivalvia; Pectinida; Pectinidae
Product: sclerostin domain-containing protein 1-like
Exons: 2
Coding region: 422-1036 (204 amino acids)
Biological process (GO): negative regulation of BMP signaling pathway; negative regulation of Wnt signaling pathway
Molecular function (GO): BMP binding
Source: RefSeq, a predicted model, not a curated record
AUGUGUAUAUAUAUUUCUACCUUGUCGGUCGUAUAUAACAUUUUACUAUACAUACAGUCCCUGUAGGAAAGUUUCAUUGACAAACCUACCUGGCUCAUGAUUGACGUUUGUACGUUCUGCUCCGGUGAUAGAGGCCACGCCCAGUGCCCAGUGUUGUGUAGUACGGUACGACGCUACUAGUCAGUCGACUUGGCGAGACCCGGCGCCAGAUUAACUAAACAUGUUGUCCUCACAUGGGAGUAUGGCUGUGUACGUUCAAUUCUUGGGCCAAAUAAUGUUGCUUUUUCUAAUGCACGAAAAUUAUUCGCCACAUCAAUGACAUGUGAUGCCAAAUAAGUGAAAGUUUUCAACCAAAUUAAUUGUUAUACAUGUUUUCUUAGGAGUGUUAGUGAAUGAUACUACUUGCCAAAUGACGUAAACCAUGCGGCGGAUUAAAGACGGAAGCUUGCUUUGCACUGUUUUCGCUCUCUUCAGUGCAUAUGAAGCAGCACUAGUGCUCACCCCUCCAACACUAACGGAUAGUACCAAUGAGGGGGUCACAGAUGCAGACUUUUUAAACCAAGGAUACAGUAAUAGACACCUGUAUCCUAAACCAGAUGAAGUCACAAUCAAAUGCAAGAUGUUGGUGUCAAAGCGGUUACUGUCCGAUGGGAAAUGCACAUCUAACGAAUUCUUAGUGGAUAGAGUGUGUGCAGGACGGUGUCAUCCUGCUAGACAAGACAAUAAGCCUUGGUGGGGCGAGUACCUUAAGUAUUGGCAUUCCCAGUACGUAAAACACUGGAAGUGUAAGGCGGGAAAAACAGGGCGACAGAGAGUUAUCUUAUUGUGUCCAAAUGGCACGCAUCGAACUUAUAAAAUAAAAGUAGUUAAGACAUGUAACUGUGUACAAUAUUCUAAAAAGGACAAUGAAUCAAACUGUCGGAAAAGAGGAUCACGGCGAAAACGUCGACGGCAUCGUUUAAAGAAAAAAAGAGGAGGGCGAAGAAAAAAUAAAAACAGUAGGAACUAUUUGAACAGUAACAGUCCAGAGUUAUGAAUGGUUUGUGCAAACUCUAGGAGGAACUUCUCUUCUAUUUAUAGAAUUCUAUUUAUAGAAACCACGUGUCGUCAACCGUAGUGUAAUGGCUAAUAAUAUACUGGAUCUGUCGAGUGUGUGCCCACCCGUAUAUCCCAGACCAGGUUGUGUGUUGAUUGGUCUACAAUAUACUCGACUAUUUCCCUCGGAUUUUCUGAUUUCACGAAAAUAAACGAUCGAACGUGUUUAUGAAAAAAGGAAUACCUAUUGGGAAACUACAACGACAGACGAACCGCAUGUUCUCAUGUACAUGAAAUUACAUUGUUCGAUAUAGUCCUUUUUACGCAUGUCAUAUUUAUUGACGAACGGGAAGUGAAGCAAACAUUCCCGCGCAUGUGCAGUGUUCAGAAUUUACGUUUUCCUGUGGUGCAUUCAACGAACGACAAUCGCCUCUCCAUUCUGGAGAACGAGAUCCGCGUGGCCUGGCCUACACAUGUUAAUACAUACAUUAUUAGACAGUACGCCAGAGGAAUAAGAAGAUUCCAGAAAGGUGCAGAAGUUUCCCCCUGAUAUCUGUGAUCAACAUUGUCUUUUUAACAUUGUUUUUUUUUUUGAGACUCGUCUGUUAUGAAUCCCAUAUCAUCAUGUUUCAUUUGUCAUUACAUAUCGUACGUGCCCCUUGUCCCUUUACUCAUUGCAUUAAAUCCCAAUGUAACUGAUCUAUAGAACAACCCUUUCUUGUGCUACUUUUUUCGUCCUUGUUUUAAAUGAUUUGUUUAUAUUUCUUGAAAUAACUGCAAACCUGGUGUAAAAAUAAUAACAUUAAGACUAGAUCUGUACUCAAUGGAGGUUACAAUAAUUCGGUACACUUCCCUAAGAGCCUUUCGAACAGAACAAACCUAUUAAUUCAGCAAAUUAUAUAUUUGUCGAACAAAAUAAUUCCAUGGCAUCUGGUAUGUAUAGGUAUUUCAUUUAUGAUCACUGUAACAGUACAAUCAUGUAUUUAUCAUGCAAAUUCACAAGACCAAUCCGAACGACUUAGUAGUAUUUAUAUUGUCUGAAUCCCCGAAGAAGAAUUAUAUUCUUUAACACUCUAUUAAAUGACCAUUAAACUCGUACACAUAUAUGUAUCCUGAAGUAAGUGUCAUUACAGAUUGUAUUGAAGCCUAUUGUCAGAUAAGAUGUUUAUCUUGUAAAAACAUUCCGUGAUCAUGUUCAUUAUUAUAUUGAUUUUUAAUGUUAUUAAAGACGAAAGUAAGAAAAACUAAAAUUUUAGAAUGAUAGAUUUAUGAACUGGGUAUCAUUAACCAUAUACAAUGUAAAUAUAUCUGCCGCACGUGUUUCAUCGACAUACAGAUUAACUAUUGAAAGAGGAUUUAAGGAUUUACACCAUCAUGGUUAACAUACAAGAAUUAUUUUUCAAUGCCGAUAUCUUCCAAAAGUGUUUAUCUAUGGGAUUGGCACAUACUACAGUUGUAAAUAUGUUGCUGUCAAUUUUGACCAAUGACGUCAUCUUGCAUGUCAAUGACUGAAGGCUUAUACAUCAAUACGAUUUCCUUCAAUAACUCCAUCUCAUCACUCUGUUUUUUAUUUGAUUUAGACGCGCGGUAUAUUUUAUUUCUCCAAGACUUUUGUUGUUCAGCCGACCAGCUAUAUUAUGGCAUCUUCAAAAUAUACAAGUGACGUCAUUUAGUAGAGUUGAUAAUGACGUCCAAUUACAAGGAAUUUACAUUCAAGCACAUACAUCUGUCUAACGCGUUGACUGUGAUUAGCAAUAAAUCUUUACUCGAAAAAUACACAUUAAUCUGUAUUGAUUGGAUAAAAAACAAGUGAUUAAGAAAAUGUAUUUUCUGGUAAUCGAAAAUGAAAUUUAAAUUUAAAAGUAAAUAUACACAAAUCAAAAACGAUGUUUCAAACAAUGAGUUGUAUCCAUUUUUCCUCGUAAUUUUGUAGUAUUCAUAAAUAUAAUGUAUACUUGUUGUAUAAUCUCAACCACAUCACUAAGUGAUCAGAUUUAAGUAUUCAAGUCUUUAAGGCCAGUCAAGCUUGGAAUAUCAAACAACAACAACAUUUGUAAAUGCAGUUUUCGUAUGAAAUGUUCAGCUAUAAUAUAUGAUAUGGUAUCUGCUAGAGUUGUAUGAUAAACUAGUACCACACACCUCCACCAUGACACGAGACAUCAAUAUUCUGGUGGAGUUUGGUAAUACGCACAAGUUUGUCUCAUUUAUAAUACUGAACUAAAUGUCAUUGUUAUUACAUUUCCGUCGUAUUAAUCUGGAAGAGAAGUUAUAUUCCUCGUUCGUUUUAACAAAGUAACGAUGUUUAGUAGCUGUUGUACUGUCAACAUUAAAUUUCAUUUCCAUCUUACUUAAUGUAAUGGUUUCUUUAUAAGUGUAUACUUUCAAAAUUAUGUUGUCAUCAAUUUAAUCUCACUUGAAAUCAUAAGGAAACGACUAUUGAUAAUCAAUAUUGUCACAACACGGCGUCGUGUAUUUAUUAUAGUGAUAUCAAUGUAAUUGUGAUAGCAUUCUUUAUCAUCCAAGUAUGUAUGCUACAUCAUUUGAACCAUUUCAGCCCGAUAUGUGUCAACGUCCUAUGAUGUUGGCUUGUUCUUCAUGGACAUGUGUGUAAAAACAGGUUAAUACGCAUCGACAUCUGUGUACAUCUUUUAUGACGUCAUUGAUAUUUGUGUACAUCUAAUGACGUCACUGACAUUUGUGAAUACUUUCAAAUGUAUCUGACGUAUUGUCUGCAUUCGUUUCUCAUACAAUGUGCGUACAGAUAGACACAAUAAAUAAAACACAUAAUUCUAUG